CCCGCGCGCCCCGAGCAUCUGCAGCUGGCUCGGCACCGGUCUGGGCGUCCCGCGCCCCGCCAUGACGGCGCACUCCUUCGCCCUCCCGGUCAUCGUCUUCACCACGUUCUGGGGCCUCAUCGGCAUCGCCGGGCCCUGGUUCGUGCCGAAAGGACCCAACCGCGGGGUGAUCGUCACCAUGCUGGUAGCCACGGCUGUCUGCUGCUACCUCUUCUGGCUCAUCGCCAUCCUGGCCCAGCUAAACCCCCUGUUUGGGCCGCAGCUGAAGAACGAGACCAUCUGGUACGUGCGCUUCCUGUGGGAAUGAACGCUCCGCUCGCCCAGGUGCCCCAGCUCUCUGGAUGACCUUGGCGGAACUGUCCCUGAAGACCCCUUUGUCCCCAGCCCCACAGCUGUGUCCUGGUCCCUCUGUGCUCCCUCCCCCAGGGCCACCCUGGUUCCCAGAGGUACCCCCUUCCCCAGCCGAACUGGCCUGAGCGGAGUCAGACUGGAGCAGGAGAGAGCCCGCCCUCACACUCCCCCCGCCCCUCGCCGAGCAGGACCAGGCCAGGAGCUGAGGCGGUGGUGUCUGCCUCUGCUCCUGGGAAGCCCAGGGAAGGCCUGUGUCCGUGGAGAAGGGCCAGGCCAGGGAGGAAGCCGGAGUACCAGCUCCACCAGCUCCGCCCCGGUCCUGCCGCGCGACCCCAGGCCGUCCUCACGGCGAAGUGCAGAGAGGGCUCCUCUGGGGGUGGCAAAGGCCUUCCUUGGAAUUCUUUAAUUUUUUGACACAUUAAAUGUGAAAUUUCUGAAAAUGAAAAAACAUUCACACCAAAUACCCCCAGUAAUUUGGGUCCAGAUGGAAACUUGUAUGUUUGAGCAUCCUUUAUGGUUGUCAUCACUUAAUUGGCCUGCUCAGAAAGUUGUGCCUCCUCAGAAUAUCCUGCUCCACUCUCCUCCUCU
This is a messenger RNA of Molossus molossus (Pallas's mastiff bat), 939 nucleotides long. It is a transcript of the gene ATP6V0E2, whose product is annotated as ATPase H+ transporting V0 subunit e2. Gene Ontology annotation, cellular component: proton-transporting V-type ATPase, V0 domain. NCBI's taxonomy places the organism in Eukaryota, Metazoa, Chordata, Mammalia, Chiroptera, Molossidae. Gene Ontology annotation, biological process: proton transmembrane transport. The coding region runs from base 62 to 307 and encodes 81 amino acids. The record is from RefSeq and is a predicted model, not a curated record. The transcript is spliced from 4 exons. Gene Ontology annotation, molecular function: proton-transporting ATPase activity, rotational mechanism.